Messenger RNA from Ramularia collo-cygni, 1701 nucleotides. RefSeq names its product related to polyadenylation factor I subunit 2. Gene Ontology annotation, cellular component: mRNA cleavage and polyadenylation specificity factor complex. The record is from RefSeq and is a predicted model, not a curated record. The transcript is spliced from 2 exons. Gene Ontology annotation, molecular function: protein binding. Lineage: Eukaryota; Fungi; Ascomycota; Dothideomycetes; Mycosphaerellales; Mycosphaerellaceae. Bases 1 to 1701 code for a protein of 566 amino acids.
AUGGAGCGCGACAAUCAACCCGAUCAUCGAGAAGGCUUUCAGCGGACCCGAGGGAGGCCGAGUAGACGGAAUGCCACAGAUAUUGGCAGUACAAACGUUCAUUUCUUGCACGAUCGAAGGUCAAAGGGAAGGGGACUGCAUGGCUUUGAGGCAGAGAGGGUAGCCCUCAGCUAUGUGGCCGAUAUACUCCCUCCUGCUGCACGCAAAAGUAAAGCAGUCGACUCAAUUCCAGCCAAACAUCUGCACUCCUCUUUCAACAAGCUCAGAUUUCCUGUCAACGUGGUAAAGUGGACACCAGAAGGCCGCCGGCUCCUCACAGGCGACAGCGAUGGUAAUUUCACACUCUGGAACGGAACGGGAUUCAACUUCGAAACCAUCUAUGGCCCGCAUAAUGGCAUGGUUCGUACAGUCCAGUACGCUCACAAUGGCGAGUGGUUGAUCUCGGCGGACCACUCAGGCAUGGUCAAGUACUUUCAGCCAAAUUUCAAUCCUGUCAAAGAUAUACAAGCACAUACCGACGCAGUCAGAGGUCUGUCCUUUGCGCCCAACGACUCCAAAUUCGUCACUGCAUCCGAUGAUGCUUCUCUGAAAAUUUUCGACUUCGCCAGCGGAAUGGAAGACUCCCAACUGACCGGGCAUCAAUGGGACGCGAAGUGUGUUGACUGGCACCCCUCCAAGGGCCUCAUUGUGUCGGGCUCAAAAGAUCAUCAGGUGAAAUUAUGGGAUCCGCGGACCGGGCGCUGUUUGACAACACUACAUGGUCAUAAGAAUACUGUAAACAUGACAAGAUUCGAACCCAGUAGAGGCUCGUUGCUGGCUUCUUGCGCGCGAGACCAGACAGUCAGGGUGUUCGAUAUCAACAUGAUGCGAGAUGUAUUUCUUCUGAAAGGACACGAGAAGGAGGUCAAUUCGCUCGUGUGGCAUCCCAUCCACUCUUCGCUGCUCUCAACUGGUGGCGCAGACGGUUGCAUCUACCAUUAUCUGCUAGACGAGCAACAUCCUCCACCUGGCACACCACUGACCAUCUCUCCAUACGACGCUCCUAAUCCGGCAGACGCUCCCGCGCAAACACUUUACCCAGCUCACAAAAUCCAAUACGCACAUGACUACAAUGUCUGGAGUAUGGACUGGCAUCCAAUGGGCCACAUCCUUGCAUCAGGAUCCAACGAUCGUGCAACUAGAUUUUGGACGCGACCGAGGCCUGGAGAAGGGUCUCUUGCAAACGACAAGUGGCACAUUGGCCAAGCCGCAGCGGAGGAGAAGGGUACUUGGGGUAGAAAAGAUGAACAGCGCGCGAGAGAGGAGGAGGAGGCGGAAGAUGAUGCGGAUGCGCUGGAGGAUCAGAACACAUCUGGCAGACCAUCGUUCCUUCCCGGUCUUCCUGGUCUUCCUGGCCUUACUGCUGCUCCUCAAGUCCAGGCCCCUCCACCUGGCGAUGCCGCGCCGUUUCCCUUUCCUAUGCCAGCUCUCCCUCCCGGCAUGGACAUGGACGCGCUCAAGGCAUUGAUAGCCUCUGGUCAGCUGCCUCCUCCACCUAUGGGGUUCCCUCCUGGUAUUCCGACAAUGCCAAUCAUGCCGGUAAUGCCGCCGCCACAGGAGAACGGUGGGGGUGGUGGAUCGCGGAGACGGGCGCCCCUGCCCAGCCAACAGGACAGCUUGAUGGAGGAGAUGCGGCAAGGGCGAUAUCAGAAGCCGAGAUAG